GAAAUACGAAAAACAACCUGGAAGUCUGACUGACCAAACUGGAAAGGCCUUCGUGGUUUCAUUGGCACAGCUGAUUAGUGAUUACGUUCUCUGUGUGCAUAUUUGCUAGUGAAAUUUUGCGUUUCUUUAAUGUGGUAAAAAUGAAAAUAUGAUCGUUUCUUUCAUUGGUCUCGUUGCCUUUUUUUAGGAAAUUCUCCUUAAGAAAUCUCAUGGAUUUAGUAUGAAGUGGAAAACUUUGUUGUACUUCUAAUCAUCAAAAAGCUAGAUUUAUUAAGCCAAUAAUCAACUUGAAAAAUGCAUUCACCUUCUUCUCAAAUACUUAUGCGUAAAGGAAAAAGAGGGGCCGCAGUGUAUGUACAGUCUGAAUGUAGUAGAACCACAGAUCCACAACAUCUUAAAGACUUACUUAGUACACUUUUAAAUCCCCAAAAACCAAUAGAGGAGUUAGAGACAGUGGACUGGAUCAAAUGGUUGAUUGCUGGUGGAAAAACUCCUGUUGAGUUUUCUUCUAUUGUGAGAAGAUAUGACAAUGGUACAACUUGUGGCCUUGUUUGGACAGCAAAUUUUGUUGCUUAUCGUUGCAGGACCUGUGGAAUCUCCCCUUGCAUGUCACUAUGUGCAGAAUGUUUUCAAAAGGGAAAUCAUGAGGGACAUGAUUUUAAUAUGUUCAGGUCACAAGCUGGCGGUGCAUGUGACUGUGGAGAUACUAGUGUCAUGAAAGAAGCAGGAUUUUGUGAGCGGCAUGGGCCACAUGCUCACAUAGGGAAACCCAUUCUGCCACCUGAACUGCUUGCCGUUUCACAAGCUGUAAUGCCGUUAAUUAUCCUAAGAUUGAUUCAGCAUUUGAGAUCCCAUAGCAUCCCUGAUAUUUUGGAAGAUCAGCUUCAAUCAGUUCAAGAUGCUGACUGUUUCAUCACAAUGCUGCAUGACUAUAGUGGAAUGGGAGCAGCCAUGAGACAUGUCAUGACAUCGGCGCUAAUUAAUCCACAACUUUAUGCUCAGUUGACUGAAAUUCCUUCGGUUGAUUCUGAAUAUGCUCAGUUCAUGAAAGAAGCACAAAGGAUGUAUGAAAAAUCCUUGAAAAGUCUUCCAGGUCCUGAACCACCAGAUGAAUAUAAAGCGUAUCCUGCUCUUCAAGAUUCUCUUGUUCAUCGUACUUUUCUCGAAGAACUAGUAUUUUGGACUGUGAAAUUUGAGUUUCCUCAAAAACUGGUGUGUCUUCUAUUAAAUAUGCUACCUGAUCCAGAUUAUAAGGAAGCGUUCACUCGUGCCUUUGUGCUGCAUUAUGCGCGAAUAUCCCGCCUGCUGGUGGGGUCGUCAGAUCCCGACACACUUAGCAAUCGUGUCGUACAUGUCAGUGUCCAGCUGUUCAGUAAUGAAGAAUUAGCUACAAAAAUGGCCGAAGAGUUGCAUCUCUUACAUGUGAUGGUUGUAUCUUUGCGGGAUAUGAUGAGCAAAAUUCUUGUACCUAGUACUCUGCAAGAUGCCAAGAAAAACUUUCAUUUUGUGGUGGAUUGUUCCAAGCAUGUCAUGCGAGACCAUUGCUACUGGCCACUUGUUUCCGAUUUGAGCAAUUUAUUGUCCCAUCGACCAGUGGCGUUGCUGUUUCUUUCGGAUGACAGUUUGUUGGAAAUGUGGUUUUCGUUCCUCAGUAUGUUUCAAGGGAUGAAUGUAAAUCAGCGAGAGCUAAGUACUCACGUUGAAUUUGAACCAAAUACAUACUAUGCUGCUUUUUCCGCUGAGCUAGAAGCGCCUGCCUCCGCGAUGUGGGCGUUGGCAAUUCAUUUGCGGGAUACCGGCUCCGUUCAUCUCACUAAAAUGUUGUUAAAGCAUUGCUUAGCGGCAUUGGAAGAGUGGCUCGAAGCUAUCAAUUUUAAAUGUCCCGAACAGACGGACCCGUAUCAAGUUAGCUUUCACAUCCCCCUUCAUCGUUAUCUAGCUGCUUUCACAUGCCAAGCUGUUCGGGCGCAAGGAAUACUUUUGAAAGAUGCGUUACCCCCAGCCAGCCUCCUCCAACUGAUUAUGAUGCAUCCUCUUCGCAUUCAGGCUGCAUUCUAUGAAAUUCUUUCUGGACUUUGGGUACGAAAUGGAUUGCAAAUCAAAGGACAAGCGAUGUCUUACAUCCAAUGCCAUUUUGGAAAUUCUAUGGUUGACGCCGAUAUCUAUCUCCUUCAAAUUUGUGCUACACAAUUGUCGCCCACGUUUGUCUUACCAAUCAUUUUCGAAAGAUUUCAUGCCAUGGAACUGCUUUCCAUGAACCCUUUGCUGAAGUCGAAUUUUUUAGAAGGAGAACAAGAAGCCGCAAUGUUGGAAAGUUGUCUUACGUUCAUCGCCAGCCUCAUGUCUAUUCGAACCAACAUAGGUGCAAAUGAGUCAGACCUUGAUCGGUUAGAAAUGGUGUCUCUCUUGUGUAUGAGUGACCGUACACACAGCCAGCUAAUGGAAUUGCUACCCGAGAAAUGCGGUGCGCCGCAGAACAAAGAUUUUGACGCCAUUCUUGCACAGGUCGCCGACUACAAGGCACCUAAUUUCGAAGCGAGUGGCUCUAUGCAACAAGGAAUGUAUGUACCGAAAGCAGUUGUCUGGGAACAAUUAUACGACCCCAUAUACGUACUGCUACGGGCCGUGCACCGAAGAGACUUUCAAACGUCAAUGGAUCGAUUUACGCAAUAUGUUAGACAGAGCGGUCUCUACCCCAGUUAUUCGUCUGGUACUCUAUGGCCUCCUUUUCGUCUACCUAUUGCCACGCAUCCAAAUUACGAGGAUCCUCGCAAACUUCUUUUGUCAAGGACCUUCCAUGCAAUGUUAUUCGUCUUGCUGUAUAAGGCUAUCAAUGCCCCCACUCUCGUGAGCGAGCAAUCUCUAGCUUUGGUGAUAUAUCUAUUGGAUAUGGCCGUGUCUUUGCUUCAUCAGUCGACAACGCAAGGAAAUGAGGUUUGCAUUCGGGAACCCAUUGUCCAUUUACUUGAUGAUCGCGUCGACCUUCAACUGAGUGAAUGGUUUUCCACCGAUAACUUGGUCGAGAACGUUAUCACCGUUGUCAACAACGUGACGUUAGCUACUUCGACAGCAGUUGUCGCCAAUAGCACUGAAGCUGCAGAACUGGAUUUAGAAUCCUCGGCGUCCUCCGCUUCUUCUACUUCGGAAGGAGAGUCAAGUGAUCAGGACAUGGAUUUGGAUGUCCCUGAAGCGAGCGGAGGAAAUGUUUUGCUCGCUUUACCGGAAACAGAUUCUCUAGCCUUGGUACCAGUUGUUUCCAGCAGAUCUGUGGUUUCCUCGGACGUGGCCGCUAUGUCAGUGUAUCGAAACCCAAGCCGUAUAGGCAACUCAUCUCACUUUCGGGUUAUGCCUGCAUUGUCGGCCGUUAACCAGGCGAGUAUGGUUAUAGCUGGAGCCAUUUCUCCAACCCCCGCCUUGGCCCAGCUACCGUACUCCAAUAUCCGCGCCAUCACCGCUGGAAACGAAGUCACCAAGUACACCAACCAAAUCUCAGUCGACUCCAACUUAUCUGACACCUCGCCCGGCAUGUCCACUAUACAGUACGACGAAGGGCCGGAAAGUGAUAACCAACACGAGCGCCUGUGUGUUCGAGAGUCCAUCAUCUCUCUUUUGCUACGGCUUCAUUCGUCCUUCAGUGGCCAUAGUGAUAGCUAUCGUCUUCCUCAAUCUCUGAGCCAAGAUACUGACGCGGGCCGUACAGCCGAUGAGGAUGGCAGAAUCGGCAACGGCGCUUUUUGGAUUGGCAAAGUACUCGAUAAGCUCAGCCGAACUGAUCCCCGUGUGAGACAGGCCAUUAUUUCGACGAAGCUUACUCUGUGGCCGCCACGCACCGCCGAAGAUCGUUUGCCUAGCGAAACUGCCGACGAACUGAGGGAAAAGGAGAAAAAGAGGAAGAUCAAAGAAAGACAACAGCGCUUACUGCAGGAGUUUGCAACUAAGCAGAAACAAUUCAUGCAGCAAGCGAUGGCUGCCGAAGAUGUCGAAAUGGAUCUGGAGGCCAAUGCGAUGGGUUCCACGUCUUCCAGUGCGGCCUCCUCCGAGGCUACCGCCUGCCAAUCAUCAGGAUCGUCGGCAUCCAUGCCGAAGCCGUCUUCCGCAGCGGACUCGUUUACUAUGCAUUCGUCGUAUCCAACAACAAAUGAGGGAAGUAGCUCCGAAGAAUAUGAUUGCGUCAUUUGCAACCAGGCGUCGCCGAGUACUUCCGAACGUCCCAUGUGCCUCGUUGUCUUGCUCCAGGCGACGAGUGUCUUGGCGCACAAGCGCUCGGGGCCGUGCGGAUCGAGUCUCGCGUUGCCCGUCUGCGAAGAAGAUCGCUUCAACCUGGACAAGGUGGACUCUCUGCACGUCGAAAUGAGCCGACGCGUGGAGAAUCUACGCCAACACUUUGACGAAAGCUCAUGGCUGACGUGCCUCAACAUAGGCUACGAAGGAGGUGUCUACGUUCAUACGUGUGGCCAUUAUUUGCAUCUGGAUUGUCAUAAACAGUAUCUGCAAUCGCUGAGGUCGCAACAAAGGCAGCAGAGUCUCAAUGUCGAGAGGGGUGAAUAUUCGUGUCCCCUUUGCAGGCAGUUAGCGAAUUCGGCUCUACCUAUCGCCACCAAGCUUUACGGUAGUGGCAGAGGACGACCGCAUGAAGCACUCGGCGUCGUCUCCUGUCUCACCCAAGCCAGCGAAGAAGUGAAGAACAUGUUUGCCAGCGAACCUUCAAUAUCGCCGCAUCUUGGAUCGAACCUGAUGGAGGCGAUGGGGCGGGUGAUGGAAGACAUGACAAAUGCGACCUUUCCGCACUUUAGGCAAAUCACCUCAACACCUAGUCCAGCUAGUCUCUUCCUCUUUGUCCAGUCGAUAGCGCGGACGAACCUCGAAAUCGAACUGAUGCAAAGAGGUGACUCUAUCAUUCAAAGUUCAGGGCUGAUCGCUGGCUCGUCUGGCUCGUCUGGCUCGUCUGGCUCGUCUGGCUCGGGUUGCGCUUCACUAUCCAGCGCAGCUUCGAAUAUGAAUGCUCAAGUGAUGGGCGAGACGAGCCCAACGCCCGGAGCGUCGAGCGCCAGCUGGAUCAGCCCUGGCUUGGAGCUGCGAUUCUCCUCAUCGCCAACGCCUGGCGCUUCCAGCAUGGGGUCGUCUUCCCAAAGUGUCUCCCACUCAACUUCCCCCUGGUCUCUCCUACCGAAAAGAUCGUGUUUACUACCUUUGCUUCACGUUUUGGCGACGCACAGCAAAAUACUGAACACGCGAUCCUACCAACACACUUGGUCGCGGAUAGCUGGAAUCGAUCACACCGACUCGUUCAGCCACAGCUUGGCGCGCACAACCGAAAUGGAUGUGCCCCUGCUCAUUCAAGACGUUCCGUGCCUUCUUAUUCAGAUGGUCUUGGUACUCCCGCUUCCCGUCGAGCGGCGGCAUUUCGUUUGCCUAGUGCAGCGACUCUUCAAUCUGACCAUGGUUCAGAUCGUCACGCAGCUCAGUUGCCGUUUAGGCGAGAAAAAGAGGAAGGCUUACAAGACGCUGUCCUUGAGCGAUUGGAAUAUUGCUGCACUGAUGUCGUUCAUUAUCAGCAAGAUGGAAGAUGUCCACCUCUACAGGGACGAGGAAAGCGACGUUGAGUUUAACGACAAUUCGGCGUUGAAUGUCGAGGGCGACAUUCAACAGCCGUUAUACAAAAUGGCUCUACAUUUUCUUCGCAUCGCAUGCUUAUUGCAGUUUCACUUGUUUGGUGAUUCGCUUCCCUCGUCGGGGAUCAGUCAUACUGAUCACGAGGAGUUCGUCGAACUUUGUUCAUACUUGAAUAUCAGUUAUGAGAUGAAAAUUGACACCUGCCUAGCGCCUAACGCUGUCAUUGGCUACUGGUGCCACGAAUUCGGCGCUUUCCUCGCUAAUUCCAGGAGCCUAUUGGCGGCCAAUGAUCUGCUGAUGCAACAUCGUCAAUGGAGGGGACCGCGGCUUCUGACGCUUCCCAAUUCCUACGAUACUCUUUUCAAGUUUUAUCAUCACAAAUCUUGUCCGCAAUGCAAGUCUGUACCGAAGGAGCCUAGUCUGUGUUUGGUGUGCGGAGCCCUUGUUUGUCUGCGAGAAAAUUGUUGCAAGGAGGAAAACGUUCACGAAGCUGUGCAGCAUUCGAUUGACUGUGGAGCUGGCACAGCCAUCUUUCUUGCUAUAAAUAGCUCAACUAUUAUCGUUAUCCGAGGAAAACGAGCUUGUCUUUGGGGAUCAGUUUAUCUGGACGCAUUUGGAGAAGAAGAUCGUGAACUGAAGCGCGGCAAACCACUUUAUUUAAGUAAGGACCGCUACGCAUUGCUCGAAAGCCAGUGGUUAUCACAUCGUUUUGAUCAUACCAGCAAGAAGUGGAUUUGGCACCGCGAUGUUUUGUAAACUUAAAUUGGCUACACUUCACUGAGAACUGUCAUGAUACACUGUUGCGGACACCUAUUUAAUGUACUGAGUGAGUUAUUUAUAUCGCCUCUUAAUUUUGUAACCGAACUACUUGUACUGUAGAUACAACCACCAUUAACACAUUUUCUCUUCCGCGCUUUAAAUGGUUGUGUUGAGCUUAUUGUUUUUCUUUCGUCUUAAAGUAUACAUCAUGUUGUAAGCAGUUGGGAUCGAACGAUAUCGCUUAUUGGCCUGAGAAAAAUUCGACAGUACUUAGACUUUGACUACCCUUGAGGUUAUCGUUCAAAUGUUGUUGAACGGAAAGCUAGCCGUUCUUGGCCUAUGACAUUCAUAUCACACUUUAUGGCUUCUCGUAAUAUGGUUUCUCAAUGCAGCAGUUCUGGGGUGCGCAGUUCAAAUAUCGAACCAUUCAACUUUAGACUGUCGUUUGCUGAGUAGACGAUACUCAGCCAACAGAAGUUACAUACAUUACUCAAAGCUUUGCUGACUCGCACAUCAAUGUUAAGCCUUCAAUUUUUAAUUAAAUUUUACCCACGGGUCUAGUAUCAGUUUAUCAUACAAGCCGCAGCUAGCCUUUUUUCAUCCAUAAUUUUUUUAUUUCAGUUGCAUUUCUGUGAAUCUAUCGACAUGUAUGUAUACCUAAACAUUACCCAACAGAAAAAGUUAAACAUCACCCGUGUUUCUCGAGGUUUUAACAUGGUGCUGUGUGGCACUACGUCGCCCCGUUCCACUUUGUCUAUUUACUUUUGGGGACCUGCGAAGUUGUUGAAUUAAAAUAAAAAUCAGCGUUACUCCCCAAAACUUAGUUUGGAAUGUUUAGAUAGGAGGCCAAUUCAAUGCGUUGACGGGGGGUAUGAGAUCAAGUGUUCAUAUGGUUAAUCAUUUUCCCUAUACUAAUGCAAGGUGAAUAGCCCUUUUUCGAAAAUAAAUAAAAUUUAUAAAUACCUCUGCGGUGUUGAUAAAGGCGUAAGUCUCCUCGAGAUAUGAUACCUUAUGUCAACGCCAGUAUAUUAUUAUUUUAGAAAACAACAUCAUGCAGUGGCUAGAAAAAGCUAGAGAAGCGGCAAACCUAAGCUUAUUACAAAGAAACAAAUCUGUUCGAAGUAAAAACACCUUUAUUUAUUUGAAUUUUUUCCAUGCAACAAAACAACAGGGAAAGUAGUUGAAAAAUCAGAACCAACGACGCUUCGUUCGGAACAUCCCCGUUGUCGUUUCUUUGAAAAAAUUUGUUUCAACGUAGAAAUGUAAAUUCUUUGUCCAUUCGAUUUUAUUUCCAGGCUCUGCAUGAAGUGGUUUUUGGGUAGUAGACUGCCCUUGCAGUACACGUCAUACUCUUGUCAUGCACCACAUUUUGUGUUAUUAUUAGCACAAAAGAAAUGUCUCCUAUUUUCGAAGAAGGAUUAUUUGCUCACGCAAAGUAAAAGAAAAAAGCAUGAGCAAACUGAAAUCACUGAUUUGAUGAGAAUUGGUCACGUCCUUAAACGCAAUUGUUUUUCCUUUUCACCAAAGCAUUCCUCGUUUAAUAAUGAAUAAUAACGUUUAAUUACGUACUCGUUUAAUUUCAAUAAUAAACCUCAAUUAAAGCUGAAUUUCAUUUCAAUCCAACGAAAAAUUGGGUCGGGCGAAAAUAAAUUACGUGGUGCCAGUAGGAUCGACGCUAAAAACGCGGGAAAAAUGGGGGACUAAUUUCAAUUCUUCUGAUGAGUAGGAAUGAAUAAGGCUAAUGCAGGUUACAUACAAUGACAAGCAAAUGAACGGACUGCUAUAUGACUACAGCUUUGUGCAUAAUAUGUCUACAUCUGUCAAGUGUUUGCCUUAAGUUCCUUGAAAUCAUGACAUUAUACGCUUCGAAGGUUUAUUGUUUGCAUGAAUGCAAUGUGUGAACUCGAUACCAAUAAAGAAUUUUGACAAAUUA
This is a messenger RNA of Daphnia magna, 8305 nucleotides long. It is a transcript of the gene Ubr3, whose product is annotated as E3 ubiquitin-protein ligase ubr3. Gene Ontology annotation, molecular function: zinc ion binding; ubiquitin protein ligase activity. NCBI's taxonomy places the organism in Eukaryota, Metazoa, Arthropoda, Branchiopoda, Diplostraca, Daphniidae. Gene Ontology annotation, cellular component: cytoplasm; ubiquitin ligase complex. The coding region runs from base 295 to 6369 and encodes 2024 amino acids. The transcript has 22 exons. The record is from RefSeq and is a predicted model, not a curated record. Gene Ontology annotation, biological process: protein ubiquitination; ubiquitin-dependent protein catabolic process via the N-end rule pathway.